AUGAAAAGACACGCUGUGGAUCAUCACGGAUGUCGUGUCUUCCAAACUCAUUCAGGCCCAUCGACUCUCUCUGUUCGCACACCUCGGAUGAAGAAACGGCCUGGGAAAUCCAUGUCCAACUUUGCCAAUAAGCAAAGACGUCAAGACGUACCCCAACCUCUACUCCUCAAGGGUUCUGUCACUAUCGGUCCAGGACCUGGUGUACGAGAAUGUAUUGAUGUCGAUGCGGGCGACGACGAAAUGGAGAGAUUACCUUCUCUCUCCCCUGAUUCAUCUAUAUUUCAUUUCUUCCCAGAUAAAUUACCAUCUUUAUCACCCGAUUCAUCAGAUAUUGAAGAUGACCAAAUCGUCACUCCCCCAAAUAUACAAAUACAAUCAUCCUCCAGAUCUUUCCAGAUGAAUAACACAUCUCCGACUCCAAUCGGAAACGUCGUCAACCAUUCGGACCACUCUCAAUCGAAAGGAAAAGGAAAGACGGCACCAACUUGGGUUGUACGUACACCCACACCUACCAAUGUCAUGCGAACGUCACUUUCCAAUUCAUCUUCUAAUCCGGAAGAGAAGACCGACUCAGACUUAAACUCAGAUUCCGAGUCGAUCCUCUUCGUACGGUCCUCGGCCAAUCCAGGUUUCAGAGAUGAUUCAAGGAAAGGACCGAAUAAAGAACAUCAACAAGGGUAUAGUCAAACGACGAGUGUGGAUGGGGAUGACGAUUCGUCAGAAGUAGAUCCUCCCCCUUCUCUGAAAAUAUCAACGGACGAGACGGAUGAAUUGGAAAGUAGUGCAUCUGAAGCAGAUCUUACAUCUGAGGAUCUUGCCAUCUCAAACGUCAUUUCCCCAUUUUCGACACUUGUCACUGCUGUUCCGGGAUAUAAACCAGAGGAAACUGCUGAUAUGGAUAUCAAACCUACUCUCGAGAUACGCCGGAUCGGAGUUGGUACUACGACUUUCAACAGUCUGACUGGAUCGAAGAAGAAACAUUUGAAAGAGGGUAAAAAGAAGACAGGCGGAAAGUCGAAUAAGCAGGUAAAGAACAAGUUCAAGUCAUUUGGCAAUCAACUCAAUCGAUUAUCUGCUCGUUCAUCAUACACCACCCCGAAUCGUCUCUCAUCUUCACAAUCACUCAAUCGCACAGUUUUUGGUGCGUCGAUCAUUCAAUCUCCCAACCUCGGUCGCGUCGGUCAACCAAGCUCACAGACUCAUAACGGUGCUCACAAAGUUCACCCAUCUCCUCAAUCUUCCAACCUUGCCCCAAUUCAGCAUCCAAUCGGUCGAACUCGGAAUUCGAUUUUCACUCGCCCCGGAAUAUUUUCAAAACAUCCAAACGCCCUCACUCCAUCGACAAAACCUACCUUUAAGACCAGUACCGGAAUGACAUACCAGAGCGCAAACAACACUCAAAAUGCACUCACAUCUGCUGAAGACAUGUCGAAGAAAGGGCUUGUCAAUACACCGAAAACAAACGAAGUCCCCACCACACCUCCCCGUCAUCAAUCAAAAAACAAACUGGCACCUUUCGUAGAAGGAGCUAUCGAGGUGCUUUCUGGUUCGAGCGAAAGCGAUGUUUCUCCUUUAGUACCAAGUAUGCACACGAUCAUGGUCAGAUCUCAAAGUCCUACUCAGACCAUGGUCACUUCCAAUCGAAAAACCUCCUCACAGCUUGUUCAUUCUACCAAAAUCAUUCCGUAUAUGUCCAGUCAAACUUCCCCUCGGACAACAUCAAAGAUCUCGAAGGUUCCUCCUUUGAACAUACGACCCACACCGAUCAUCGACCUAUCGAAAGAGCCGACUGAAGCCAAACCUCAUGGUAUCACCUCACCUCCCAACGAUGUGAUCUCGAAAACGUCUAUUACACCGGAUAAAGUGGUAUACGAUACUGGAGUCCAGACUGAGCCUUCUUCUGCCAAAUCGGAAUUUAUGGAAUUCCCAGAUUGCGAAGCAUGUCUUAACGCCUCUGUGACGUUGAUGGGAUUAUGGCAUGAUAUGCAUUUAUCACAUGGCAGGGGGACAUAA
Molecule: messenger RNA, 2013 nt
Organism: Tremella mesenterica DSM 1558
Lineage: Eukaryota; Fungi; Basidiomycota; Tremellomycetes; Tremellales; Tremellaceae
Exons: 3
Coding region: 1-2013 (670 amino acids)
Source: RefSeq, a predicted model, not a curated record